Molecule: messenger RNA, 1198 nt
Organism: Acanthaster planci (crown-of-thorns starfish)
Lineage: Eukaryota; Metazoa; Echinodermata; Asteroidea; Valvatida; Acanthasteridae
Product: insulin-like peptide IlO1_i1
Source: RefSeq, a predicted model, not a curated record
CACAUUUUGGCAUACUGAGGCUCAGCGUGUACUGCUUCUUCUAGUGCAACCUUUGUUGUUAAUACCGUUUGUGCAACAGCUUACAAUCACCACCAUCAUCAUGAAUCGAUUCAUCGUUUUGCUGCUGCUCUGCGCCAUUGCAGUUCAACAAAUCAGUGGUCAUUCAGGCGCGGACACCAAAGAGGGAGGGAGAGUGGUUCGCUAUCCGCACUACUGUGGCGCGACUCUUCAAGAAAAAUACCGUGAGAUUUGCCAUGCAUUACGUGGAGUCUCCAACCAAGAGUUUCUGGAUUCAAAGGACGCCAACACAUUCUUGUUCGGACGUGGUAUCGGGAAGCGAAAUCUUAACGAGGAAUGCUGCAGUGAGGGUUGCGAUGACGAGGAAAUUUAUGAAACCUGCUAAAGGAGAAACCAACGCGACCCUAGCUGACUUCUUGCCAUAGGCAUAUACGGCCUUAGAAUAUAUAAUGUUUUACCUCUCAUGUUGAGCUUUGAUUGGUGGCGGUUAAUAUAAAAUGGCAAUUCCUUCCGUUUUGACAAUUCGUGAAUAUUCAGCACGCAGCUCCUAUUUCUAACACCCGUAUAAUUAUCUCCCAUUUUCGGGGGAGUCAAUUUUGCCCCAAAGUGUCGUCUGUCUCAAACAAAUCUUUGGACCUCGACAUGCAUAGCAAAAGACAUGACAAGUUUUGAUCCUGCUGAAUGGAUCCAACUUUAUUCGCCCAGCGGACAAUUAAUGGAUGUUCAAAGCACUGAUCACCCCUUCAGGUUCCUCAAGGCUAAAAUGAAGUCUUGAAAGGUAUAACAGCCUACCUUUCAAACUAAAACAACUUUCUUGUCAAGACAAGUUUGCACACGUAACACGCAGUUCUUUAUUUUGAUGGAAAGUCUUCUGAUCAAGUUGUUAAAAACAAAACAAGAAUGACUCCUGCUUUUAAUGUACUUUUGGGUCAUACAUGGAAUCUGACGAAUGCGAUAAACCACCAAACCAUAGCAAAAGAAAAGGGUUCCGUGCCAAUCCUUGUUUAUGCAUUAUUGGCAUUUCUCCUUCAAGAGUUAGGCCUACCCCUUAAAUUUAAAAGGGCCUAUUUUAAGAUUAUCUCACCCUUUCGGCUGUUCUUCCUGUUUGCUGUUUUAUCUUUUCAGUCAGUACAACUAUGAUUUGAGUCUGCAUGAAAGAUUAAAGUUUACUUGCAAAGCA